AUGACUUUCAACACUAUUGAGGACGCGCUCGAGGCGUACAAGAAGGGUGAAUUUCUUGUUGUGAUGGACGACGAGGACCGUGAGAACGAAGGAGACCUAAUCAUCGCUGCAGAGAAGGUGACUCAGGAAAAAAUGGCCUUUCUGGUCAGGCACUCGUCGGGCUUUGUGUGCGUGCCCCUGAGCGCGGAGCGUGCCGACGCCCUUGAUCUUCAGCCUAUGGUGCCGCACAACACGGACCGUCAUGGCACGGCCUACACUAUUACUGUGGAUUACGGCGAGGGCACGACGACGGGGAUCAGUGCCCACGACAGGGCGUUGACUGUGCGGCAGUUGGCGAACCCGGACUCGAAACCGGCGGAUUUUCUGCGUCCUGGGCACAUCUGCCCGCUGCGUGCCCGGCCGGGUCUGCUCAGAGAACGAGUCGGCCACACCGAGGCUGCUGUGCAACUGUGUGUUCUGAGCGGUAUGCAGCCGGCUGGCGCCAUCUGCGAGCUCGUCAAUGCGGACGACGGCCUGAUGAUGCGGUUGCCCGAGUGCACGAAAUUUGCCCAGGAGCAUGGACUGAAAAUUAUCUGUAUCAAGCAUCUUUUGGAGUACAUGGAUGAGAAAAAAAUCUAUUAA
Molecule: messenger RNA, 621 nt
Organism: Ogataea polymorpha
Lineage: Eukaryota; Fungi; Ascomycota; Pichiomycetes; Pichiales; Pichiaceae
Exons: 1
Coding region: 1-621 (206 amino acids)
Biological process (GO): aerobic respiration; riboflavin biosynthetic process
Cellular component (GO): cytosol; mitochondrial intermembrane space
Molecular function (GO): 3,4-dihydroxy-2-butanone-4-phosphate synthase activity
Source: RefSeq, a predicted model, not a curated record